Molecule: messenger RNA, 8547 nt
Organism: Venturia canescens
Lineage: Eukaryota; Metazoa; Arthropoda; Insecta; Hymenoptera; Ichneumonidae
Gene: lap
Product: like-AP180
Exons: 19
Coding region: 1246-4005 (919 amino acids)
Biological process (GO): clathrin-dependent endocytosis; clathrin coat assembly; synaptic vesicle budding from presynaptic endocytic zone membrane
Cellular component (GO): clathrin-coated pit; synaptic vesicle; extrinsic component of presynaptic endocytic zone membrane
Molecular function (GO): phosphatidylinositol-4,5-bisphosphate binding; 1-phosphatidylinositol binding; clathrin heavy chain binding
Source: RefSeq, a predicted model, not a curated record
UCGGAGAAACGAUCGUAGAGUCGGCCAUUUUCGCUGGUCGUGGGAGCAGCGAGAGCUAGCCUUCCCGUGUCCGGCGCGGUCUUCUCUCGCGUGUGUGUGUUACGCUGAGCUGUCGUCCGUCCCACAGCUGAGCCGUUAAAACCGCGGGCGCGAAUAAUACCGAGAAAUAAAGGGGGAACAAAUAUCAGAUCCAGGAGAAAAAAGAACGAACCGUAGUGAGAAUAAAGGUGGAAAGUUAGUGGUGUUGAUCGUAGGUGUAUCUCAUGGGGUCCGCCUUAUCAGUAUUUGCGAUAAUCCGCCGAAAGAGUAGCACAUAACCGUCAGAUAUAGAAAAAAAGUACAGCCGGUUCUUAGUCACAAAAUUCUGCGAAAGAAGAAAGAAUCACAGAACGAGAGAGAGAGAGAGAGAGAGAGAGAGAGAGAGAGGGCGAACGAAGGAAAAAUAGAGUAGUGAGGGGAGAGAAGACGGUGAAGACAUCACCCGGUAAGGGCUUAAAAAAGGGGCGAGACACAGAGUAUUAACGAAGGGCACCAAAAGGUGUAAAGCCUCGACAUAUCUUCGAAAACACAAGAGGAAGGUAAAAACAUCGUUUUUCGUGUGGCAUGAGUGACAAGAAAUCGAGUUUAAUUUCAAAAGUGUUGAGUUGAAAAAAACAAAUCAAACGUGUAAAACAAACCACAUAUUUAUUCGGUGAUUCGGGCGAGGCGAGUGUGAGUCGUUGAGUUUAUUGAACGACAUUGACGCGGGGUCCCGUUCAUUCGAACGUCAUCCGAGGUUCCGCGAGAGUGUACAUUUCGCCGUUUUUAUCUCUUUUUACCGUGCGUAUCCCUCAUGACUUUCGGGCACAGUGAUUUGGUGGAGCGAGAGAGAAGAGCGUGCGCGUAGUGAUUUCAGUUAAUCGUUUUUUCCACGAUAUCAAGUCGGAUUCAUCUGAGUGAAGACGAAACAAGAAAGAUAGAAAGAUAGACACACAGGCAGGCCGGUCGAUCGGUGCGUUGGAGAGUUCUUAACCGUGAGAACCCUCCGUUUUAUCAAAGGAGCGCUCGGCAGAAAGAGAGAGGAAGAGAGAGAGAGAGAGAGAGAGAGAAAGGAAGAGUAUAGAGCGUCGAGGAAGAACAUCGAGGGUAGCGCGGGUGGGUGGGGGCGAAAAACACUGUGCUCUGUGACAGGAAGGUGCGGAUAGGAGCGAGCCGGCUCCGAUAUUGUAAAAAGGAGAGAAAAAAACAUAUACACACACAAGUACGAUGGCGGGACAAACUAUAAACGACAGGCUGUUGGCCGCGAGACACAGUAUUGCGGGCCAGGGCCUUGCAAAGUCCGUAUGCAAAGCGACCACCGAGGAGAUGAUCGGACCAAAGAAAAAACAUCUUGAUUAUUUAAUACAUUGCACGAACGAGCCCAACGUUUCGAUACCACAACUGGCAAAUCUCCUGAUCGAGAGAUCCCAAAACACAAAUUGGACAGUCGUCUUUAAGGCUCUAAUAACCGUACAUCACAUGCUCUGCUAUGGAAACGAGAGGUUUACUCAGUACCUUGCGUCGAGCAACAGCACGUUCCAGCUCAGUAAUUUCCUGGACAAAAGUGGUGUGCAAGCCGGAGCUCGGGUGGGGUACGAUAUGUCGCCGUUCAUCAGGCGAUACGCCAAAUAUCUUAACGAGAAAGCAAUGUCGUACAGAAGUGUGGCCUUCGAUUUCUGCAAAGUCAAACGAGGGAAGGAAGAUGGCACGCUGCGCACAAUGAACGUUGAAAAACUUCUGAAGACCUUGCCGGUGCUCCAGGCACAGUUGGACUCACUCCUUGAAUUCGAUUGCACGGCCAAUGAUCUCACCAAUGGCGUUAUCAGUAUGGCUUUCAUGCUUCUCUUCCGAGAUCUUAUAAGGCUCUUUGCUUGCUACAACGAUGGUAUCAUUAAUCUAUUAGAAAAGUACUUCGACAUGAAUAAAAAGCAAUGCAGAGACGCUUUGGAUCUGUACAAAAAGUUUCUAAUACGAAUGGAUCGGGUCGGAGAAUUCCUCAAAGUUGCUGAGAGUGUGGAUAUCGACAAAGGCGAUAUUCCUGACCUCACCAAGGCUCCGAGCAGUUUGUUGGACGCAUUGGAACAGCACUUGGCAUCCCUCGAAGGAAAGAAAGGUUCGGCGGCCAACACCCCGACUCAAUCAGCCAGCAAUAGAACGAAUGUAAAGUCGGGAGUGUCCGCCCUGUCUUCCACCAGUACGGCCUUUGGAACCGCCGCCAGCAACGCCCGACUCGAUCACACCGGUAAUGGACACAUCGACGAGGCUCUCAGACAACAGGCUCUCGCCGAGGAGGAGGCUGCUAUGAAUCAGUACAAGGCCAAGGUACAAUCACCAUCGGGUGGACCGAGCACGAAUCCGUUCCUGAGUUCACCAACCGGAAGCGGAAAUCAGCCGAUCGUCGAUCUCUUCGGUUCAGCGCCGACCACAGAUUCUCAGUCUCAGAAAGCGUCGGAUGACCUUCUCCAGCUUGCAGGAAAUCCGUUUGCCGACAUGUUCGGAGCGCCACAACCGGCAGCUCCUCAACAACCGCAGCCACAAAACAAUAUGUGGAUGACCAACGGUAAUGGUUUCGCGGUUGGGCCAGCGGCAAGUAAUAACUUUGUUACAGAUAACAAUUUCUCAUCGGUGUUCGGAGGUCAAGAACAAGGGACGGCUGCCGGCCCAGGAUCGGUUGGAUCCGUGCCCAAUCCCUUCAUGAACGAUUUUCCACCUCCCAACACGAGCAAUCCUCAACCUUCCGGUAACAACGCGACGAUCGGUAUGUUCGGUAACGAGUCCCGUAACGCCGGGGGAGAUCCCUUCAGUGGGGUCGGACAGGCGGAUAUGUUUGGGGGCGACUCUGCAAUGGCGAAGACUUCGGAUAUCGUUGAGGCCGUUGGUGCUGACUUUGUUAACGCUGGUAAUAACGUCGUCCAGAAUAAUAACGGGCAGCAAUCAUCAUCAGCGGGUUCAAUGUCGCAUGCGACCUCACUGGGUACUGCAAAGUCCAAUGCAACGCCGCCGCCCAGACCGCCCCCACCCGGAACAAUCGGUGCUGUUAAUGACAAUUCAACGCCGAGGCCAAUGUCACCCGCGAUUGGAGCUCCUUCCAACUCCGCUGGUAGACAAAACUUUGCGAAUCCCAAUAAGAGCGCCUUCGACGAUCUCAAUGACAGCAUUCGUAUGGCACUGGGUGGGUCUCCUUCGCGUCCGGCACCCGGCGCUCCAUCCCAAGCCACUCAACUCUCGCAACAGCAGCAAUCCAUCCCCAAUCAACAACCGCAGCAACGACAAAUUCCUGGCGGAUGGAUCGCCGAUAACGACAUUGCUCCUGUUGCUAAUGUCGGUGGCUUGGCUAUGACGGCUCCUGCUUCUGGACAAACGGUUAUGGGACCCGUUACCAAUACCGGAUAUCCCCAAAUCCCUAACCAAACUUCCCAGCUACCCGUGGGAUACGGCUCUCCGGCAAAACAACCAAUGUCAGCAGCGGGUCAACCGGCGACAACAACCACCGCCGGAAGCAAAGUACUGACUGGCGAUUUGGACAGCAGCCUGGCAAGCCUCGCUCAAAAUCUCACCAUCAACAAAAGCGCCCAACCCCAAGUCAAGACUAUGCAGUGGAACUCGCCGAAGAAUACAGCAAAGACGGGUGGCCCAGCUGGAUGGACGCCUCAGCCAAUGGCAGCUACGACCGGAGCGGGAUAUCGUCCAAUGGGCCAAGGAAUGACGCAACUCCCUCCAACCACCACUUUGGGCUUCUCUCAAACCGCACCGUUGGGUAUGCAAAAUAUGCCGAUGGGCAUGCAGGGUAUGCAGGGUAUGAGGCCAAUGAUGGGUGUUAUGCCUGGUGAGAACGCCGGGACUACCGGAGCGGCCCCAAUGAUGAUGACCGGUGCGAACCCAAUGAUGGGUCCCGGUGGCCCUAUGCAACCUCAACAGCAACCUCAAUCCAUCGGUGGCCAAACGACCAAUAACGCCGUACAGCUUGAUCCCUUUGGUGCUCUGUGAAAGGAUCUCUAGGAAUAAAAUCGCAACGGCGAGAUAAAAAUGGGAGGAACCACUUUGUAAAUACUGUGUAAUAAGCCUAUUUGCAGAACAAGAGGAAAAGUGAAAAAUAGGCUCUGCUUUUGUCUCGUCGAUAUAUUUCCCUCCCCCGAUGAAAAAAAAUUUCCCCGUUGUUGGUUAUCGUUUGAAUGACCUGCCUUAAAGAUUCCCCACUUUCGUGAGUCCAUCAGCGAUUAAUUAACUUUUGGAAAAAAUCUCGUUGGUUCGAGAUUCGUUAGAACUCAUGAUUUUGUUUUUUAGGUUGCCGCGCGGCUAGUUCUGUGUAUAAAACUUUUAAUAAGACGGCCCAUAGUGCUUAGGACAGAGAGCGAGCGAUUUUAAGGAUGCGAGAUACGUUAAUGGUACACACACAAAAACAACAAAAUUGAGAGAAACGAAAACGCUGAGAUAUAUUAUAGCUAAGCCACUCCAUAGAUUCAUAUAUAAAUAACGAAAAAAAGCAAAUAGUUGAAAUAGCCGAAAAGAAUUUUCUCGUUGUCAAAAGUUCAAGGAAAAGCCCAUUUAAGAUGUAAAACGCUUGCCAAAGAUCUCGAGAAUACGGCCCGAAACGUGCGUUGACGUCAACUCGUCAUCGCAAGAUCGUUCGAUAUUAAUGAUUUCAUCUCGUCGCAAGAUUAACCAUUAUUUUUGAAGUUACACACCGAAAAACUCACGAAAAGUCUCUAAUCUACGAUCUUGGGGGAUUUAAAAAAUUCGUCUUUUUCGAUCAACCAAUGGGCGAGAGAAGCGAAUAAUUCAAAAAAGGAGAUAAAUAAGCAGUUGUUGAGGGGAAAAAAAAGAAAUAUUCACUUUCACACACAUACAUACACUCCAUAUCACGCGUCUUAUUAUAAAACCGUGGCAUAUCCAUGUUGUACAUUAUUAUUUUUUAAUUUUGUCUCCUUCAUUUACAAUAUAUUAUUUUAUUUCCCUUCGUUAAGCUAGGUAUCGCUGAUAGUUAAUGGAACAAAAGAAAAACAAGUUACGGUGGGAUUAAGUAUUAACAAAUUAUAAAUAUAUAUAUAUAUAUAUAAAUAUUUGUAUAUCUAUACAAAUUUAUAUUCAUAUAUAUAUAUAUGUAUAAUCAAAAAACAAUAUCACCGAUACAAUUGUACGCAUAUAUGAGAAAAAAAACGAAAGAAAACGAUUGCAUAUGUGUAUAUAUACGUAAGAUAUAUAUGUACAAGAGAACGUCUACGAAUAAUGCAAUUAUUACGCGAUAAAUAUUAUAAUAAAUGUAGAGAGAGAGAGAGAGAGAGAGCGAAAGGAAGAAAAAGAGAGCACGAGAGAUUGAAAAAAACAUAAUUAAUCAAUAGAUAGUCCUAAUUUUAUCAAUGUUCUCUUAUUACAUACCGUUCCGAAAUAUAUAUAUGUAUAUAUAAAUGCUAUAUAUACAUAUAUAUAAAUAUAUAUAUAUAUAUAUAUAAAAUCCUAGGUAGUGCGUUAAUUAUUCAUGUUAUAGAAUGGAAAGGAAAGGAAAAAAUCAAGACUACGAUACUCACGUAAUUAUAAAGAAUAAUGUCUACGAUCGUCGUCGUGGUCGUUAUGGUUACCGCGAUGAAAUGGGAAGUAAGAUAAACGUUAAUCAUUGCUUCGUUGCUUUUCGAGCACGCAGAGUUACGUCGACUGAUUGCAACUAUCGGGAUAUUCAUAAAACUUUUGGAAGAGUGCAAACGAAGAAAUCUAAGCAAUUAUGUGUGUUUUCACGAGGGGUAGAAAAAUGAAAUUUUUUUGCUUUUAUCUUUGUUCUUGAAAUAUUGAAUUUUUUCAUCGAUUCAUAACAAGAAGAUUUUCAAUCUAUUUUGUUAACGUUGAUAAAUUUUAUGCAUGCGUGUUAUACAUAUUUGCGAUUGUGUAAUUUUCGAUGCUCUUUUUUUUCGAACAAAAUGUCAAAUUGUGGAACGAAAUGAAUUGAUUUUGUAAAUCGGUCUACUGCGAGCAAUGUUGUUGGAACGGAAGGUUCUGACUCUCUUCUCAUACAACUGACACGCCGAGAUUGAUUUUUUUUAACAAUUUUUGCUUCAGACGUCAGUGCUAAUGUGAAACAAAAUUACGAAUGAAUCGCCUCUACUGUUUCGCUCGAAUACAAAGUUCGAUACGAGCGAUAUUUUCUCUGUUCUUUUUUUUCCUUGCGAACAGAAAGAAUGAGUCAGAAGUUUGAAAAAGUGCUAUAUAUGUAUAUGUUGAAGCGUGCAGUGCUAGUCUAAAUAUUCGAUGUACAUUUCGUAGCGAAAAUGCAUGUGUUCGUGGAGGAGCGAUGAUAAAAUUGAUGUAAAAGUUUGACGAAAAUGAGAGAGUAAUUAGCCGCUUCAUUUCCUCACGCGCGUUUUUCCCUCCGUUUUCUUCUCUGUUCAUUUUUAUACAUUUCCAUUUUUUAUUCUCUUGAAUCGUCGUCACUGAUGUUCAUUUUGUACUCUCGUUGUUUGCGAAUGAAUUUUGAAAUCUUGCAUACUAUAUUUAGCAGAGGCAAAAGGGAAGAAAGAGGGACAGCAAAUGGCGACAUUAAUGUGUCCGAUCAAGCAGGGAAACGGGUUUAAUUAGAUCAAUUAUAAUCGCAUCGAUCAGCCGAACGAAUGUAAUCGAACGGGCGCGGAGUGAGGAAAAAAAAUAUUAAAAUAAUAACGAUAUUAAAAAUAAUAGGAGACAGCAAAAAUUGUAACUUGUAUAUUAAAAUCGGGCCGAUGUGUAAUGGCAUUUAGAAAAUUCGUAAGUUUACGAAUAAUUGUAUUAUAUCGAUAAAAGAACAAACAAAACAAUCCGGAGGAAUCAAAUAAACGAAAUACUGCUUUGGCUCGACGUGACCUUGGGCGACGAAAAUAAUUGUAUCAUUAGUAAAAUUAAUGAAAAAUACGAAAACGAAACGUUGAAUAAAUGUGGAAAACUCAAAAAAAACAAAAAAAAUCAAUAUCGUGCGAGGCACAUUCGUACAGGGAACAGACAAAAUGAAGAAUAAAACGAAACGAAAAAAAACUAACCAUGGCGAAUCCACCUGCGGUAGGUUCUAGUAUAGUUUUUAGGCGAAUGAAGUGAAAGAGAGAAUCUUUAGAUCAUUUUCGUAGAAUCUUAGUCCUCGGCAACGACGUUGGAGCUUUGAAAUGAAAAUUUUGAGAAAUAGGAGAAAAAAAUGUCAGAACGAAGGGUACACGAGGAUGGAUGAAGAAUAUGGAUUUUUACGGUUUAUCGCGCACAAUGAUUUACUGAGAGGAUGAAGAAGAGAGGAAAAAAAACAACAAAUAUAAACAAGGCACGUUAACUUAGACGAGGUCAAUUCGUCGUAACCCAGUUCUCGUAUGUUCUUUUCAAUGUCGAGCUCUCCCAAAGUCCACACUUUCCAUCUCUCCCCCACCCAAGCAUUUUUUUCCCUCUCCUUCGAAGUGGCCACGUUGAAUCAUUUUCAAAAGUCAUUAUUGUUGCGAAGUCUGUCGAAGUACGCGUUUCGAACGACCUUCGAUCAAUAAUUUAUGUCAAACUUUUUUUUUUAUUCGUUGCCAGUGUAAAUUCGUAUUUUGCACUAUCAUUCUUAGAAAUUAGAGCUCAUUGAUAAGGUUCUAUGUCAUUUUUCAAUGAAGUGACUGAAAAUCUAUGGCAGAACUUUGGAAAACUCUUUUGGUUGAUGUCACAUCACCGCGUACGAGAAAAGUCCAACUAGACCCUUUCGAAAUUACGCCUCAAUCUUGCGUUCAUAAAAACGUUGCGAUCCCAAAGGAUAAAAACGUUAUUUAGUCAAUUAGUGCGUUCGUUUCGGAGACGAGAAAUGAAUAAAUUAUGAGAAUAAUUGGUCCGGGGGGAAACGAUGAAAAUAAAUCUGUCUCAUAUACAUUUUUUGUGUUAAUCAAGAAUAUCGAAAAAUCUAGACACAGAAAUAACGAGAAUUGAUAUACUUCGAAAUAAAUGGAUGGAGCGUCGAAUGAUUUUGAAAUGGAAUUCAACGGAGUUUGCUUUGUUGGCCCUAAAGAAAAAAAAAAAAACGGUGCAAGAGGAUGCGAAUAUUAAUGAGAAAUCCAAACCUACUGGUCAUUAAGUGUAACAGGACAAUAUUACGUGUAUAACCCGCAAAAAAAUAUAAAUAUUAUAUCAGAGAACCUUAAUUAAAUCUAAUAAGAACGCUGUACUCCUUCUUAGGCUAGAGAAUACAUAAGUUAUUGAUUCUGAAGCGAGAGAGGCGAGAGAUAUGCGUUAAGAAAAGAUAUUUGGAAAAAUGCACGAUAUAAAGAAACGAAUAAAUAGUCUGAUGGCUAUAAUUUGUUCGACGACGAAUAUAUUACUAUUGUAUUGUACAGAUAUAUAUUAUAUAUACAAAUAUAUAUUAUAAUUCACCGCAUACUUUCGUUGAUCCGACGAACCGACGAUUUUCGUAGCGUUUCCGUGCUUGCCACCAGAAUGUUGUUUAUUAUCGUUAUAAAAACGUCACAAUCAUUUGAAAACGCCAGAGUACAUGAAAACCUUGAAAUUUUGAAAAGAAACAUUCGCUAUUGAAUAAAUUUAUUGAUCCGAUUGAAAAGUAAA